This is a messenger RNA of Penicillium cinerascens, 1521 nucleotides long. RefSeq lists its product as uncharacterized. Gene Ontology annotation, biological process: amino acid transmembrane transport. The coding region runs from base 1 to 1521 and encodes 506 amino acids. Gene Ontology annotation, cellular component: fungal-type vacuole membrane. Gene Ontology annotation, molecular function: L-histidine transmembrane transporter activity; L-tyrosine transmembrane transporter activity; L-lysine transmembrane transporter activity. The transcript is spliced from 5 exons. NCBI's taxonomy places the organism in Eukaryota, Fungi, Ascomycota, Eurotiomycetes, Eurotiales, Aspergillaceae. The record is from RefSeq and is a predicted model, not a curated record.
AUGGAGGAGGAGGCAGCUGUGGGGGCAGGCCCUGCGAGGCUGCCCCAAAGCGGACUGCGACGUCGAGCAGGUCGGUCCAAACAUGUUACGGGCGUCGCUGGGGAGGCCAGCUGGUCAAGCAGUGUGAUCAAUCUCGUCAAUACGAUUAUCGGCGCCGGAGUACUAGCGAUGCCGCUCGCCAUUUCGCAUAUGGGAAUCGUCUUGGGAACAUGUGUCAUUUUAUGGUCCGGCGUCACCGCGGGAUUCGGCCUCUACCUACAAUCACGAUGCGCGCAAUAUCUCGAUCAAGGGAGUGCAUCCUUCUUUGCACUGUCGCAGUUGACAUACCCCAACGCCGCCGUGGUUUUUGAUGCCGCCAUUGCGAUUAAAUGUUUCGGAGUCGGCGUGAGCUACCUGAUCAUUAUCGGAGAUCUUAUGCCAGGAGUAGUUCAGGGCUUCGUGGGAGGCGAGCCAGUAUAUGACUUUCUUAUCGAUCGUCAUUUCUGGGUAACGGCUUUUAUGUUGGUCGUGAUACCUCUUUCGUACCUGCGCCGCCUAGACUCGCUCAAGUACACCAGUAUCGCGGCCCUGGUGUCUAUGGCCUACUUGGUUGUCUUGGUCGUUUAUCACUUCGUGAAAGGAGAUACGAUCGCAGAUCGAGGCCCAGUCCGCGUGAUCCACUGGGCUGGACCAGUUUCGACGCUCGGCAGUCUCCCAGUCAUCGUAUUUGCGUUUACAUGCCAUCAGAACAUGUUUUCCAUCCUCAACGAAAUCAAGAACAACAGCCAUUUCCGGACGACAAGCGUCGUUUUUGCUAGCAUCGGCAGUGCAGCUGCCACCUACAUUCUGGUCGCUAUCACGGGAUAUCUCUCAUUUGGUGACCGCGUGGCCGGAAACAUUGUCGGCAUGUAUCCACCGGGCGUCUACGCGACAAUCGGGCGAGCUGCAAUUGUCAUGCUAGUCAUUUUUUCUUAUCCUCUCCAAUGCCACCCUUGCCGAGCCUCAGUCGACGCCGUCCUGAAAUGGCGCCCUGCGGCCCAAAAGACUGGCACUGAGAACUCUCCACACCGACACCCGCUGCUGGGACCGCGAGGCAACCGCACGCCAGAACCCAUGAGUGAUCUUCGAUUCUCAAUCAUCACUACGACCAUUCUAAUCCUGAGCUAUCUGGUCGCCAUGACAGUGUCUUCCCUCGAAGCAGUGCUCGCGUACGUGGGUAGCACGGGCAGUACCAGCAUCAGUUUCAUCUUGCCGGGCCUGUUCUACUAUAAAAUUUCAUCUCCUGACUCCGCCGCCCACCGUGGUUUGAUGAAGGAAGACGAUGAGGCUACGGACGAUAUCUCGGAUGACGAUGAGGAUGCCAACGUUGAAGGCGAGGGCUCCCUGUCUCGCUCAUUGACAGAGAGCGGCCUCUUGCUCCGCGGAGUCCGUCAUUGGCGCAAAGCUUUGCUUCGCCGUCUGAGUUUAAGCCUGGCUAUUUAUGGCAUUGUGGUCAUGGUCGUCUGUCUGAUCACAAACACUUUCUUCGUUACUUCACACUGA